Messenger RNA from Petromyzon marinus (sea lamprey), 1381 nucleotides. Lineage: Eukaryota; Metazoa; Chordata; Hyperoartia; Petromyzontiformes; Petromyzontidae. The record is from RefSeq and is a predicted model, not a curated record.
GCGUCGUGACGUAAUCACGCGGGGUAGCCGCGGUUUGUUAGAAUGGGGGUCGUGCGUGCUGACGUCAUCACGCAGUGCGUCAACUUCUUCGUGACGUCAUCGCGCACGGUUCCGUCGCCCCCCUGCCGGGCUUGAGCGACGGCGAAGAUGAAGCUCGUGAACAAAAUCCUGGACAAGGACUCGGGGCAGAUCACGCUGAUUCCAGAGGAGGCUGAAGACAUGUGGCACACCUACAACCUGGUGCAGCCUGGCGACAGUGUGAGGGCGUCCACCAUCCGCAAGGUAACCACCGAGACGGUGACGGGCAGCGUGGGGAGCUCGCGAGUCCGCACGACGCUCACCUUGUGCGUCGAGUCCACCGACUUUGAUGCCCACGGCUGCCUCCUGCGUGUCAAGGGCAAGAACAUCCAGGAGAACGAGCACGUCAAGAUGGGCGCCUACCACACCAUUGAACUGGAACAGAACCGCAAGUUCACGCUCGCCAAGAAGCACUGGGAUAGCGUCACACUGGACAGAGUUGACGAGGCUUGUGAUCCAGCCCGUGCCGCCGAUGUGGGUGCCGUGGUGAUGCAGGAGGGCCUGGCCCACGUCUGCCUCCUGACGCCAGCCAUGACGGCCUUGCGCUGCAAGGUGGAGCACAGCAUACCGAGAAAACGUCGUGGUAGCUGUGCACAGCACGACAAGGCGCUGGAGAAAUUCUAUGAGCUGGUACUACAGGGAAUCAUCCGUCACAUCAACUUUGAUGUGGUGAAGGUGGUGCUGGUGGCGAGUCCGGGCUUUGUGAGGGAGCAGUUCUUUGAGUUUGUGAUGCGAGAGGCAUUGAGGCGAGAACUGAAAACGUUGUUGGAGCAUCGCUCCAAGUUCCUGCUGGUCCACUCCUCCUCCGGACAUCGCCACGCACUCACAGAGGUUCUGAGCGAUGCCACCGUGGUGAGCAAACUGGCCGACACCAAGGCGGCAGGAGAGGUGAAGGCUCUGGAUGACUUCUACAAAGCCAUGCAGAACGAGCCAGAUAGAGCGUUCUAUGGCUUGAAGCACGUGGAGAAAGCCAAUGAGGCGCUGGCAGUCGAUUCGCUGCUGGUCAGCGACCACCUGUUCAGGAACCCGGACGUGUUGGUGAGGAGUCGCUAUGUCCGUCUUGUGGACAGCGUGAGGGAGAAUGGAGGGACGGUGAGGGUGUUCUCAAGUCUACACGUGUCUGGGGAGCAGCUGGCACAGCUAAGUGGAGUGGCCGCCGUGCUGCGUUUCCCCGUCUCCUGUGACGAUGACGACGAAGGAGACUCCAGCAACAGCAGCGAUUAGCACCACAACCACAACAACCACAACAACCACCACCACAACCACCACAACCACCACAACCACAACCACAACAACCACAACC